AUGGCGGAGCGCGGAGGGGCGGGCGGUGGUCCCGGCGGGGCGGGCGGCGGCGGCCAGCGCGGCUCCGGGGUCGCCCAGUCCCCGCAGCAGCAGCCGCCGCCGCAGCCGACGCCGCAGCCGACGCCCCCCAAGCCGGCCCAGGCCGCCUCGUCGUCCACGUCCACCUCGGCGGUGGCCGCCUCCUCCUCGUCCUCGUCCACCUCCACCUCCAUGGCCGUGGCGGUGGCCUCGGGCUCCGCGCCCCCCGGCGGCCCGGGGCCCGGCCGGCCGCCCGCCCCGGUGCAGAUGAACCUGUACGCCACCUGGGAGGUGGACCGGAGCUCGGCCAGCUGCGUGCCCAGGCUGUUCAGCUUGACCCUGAAGAAGCUGGUCAUGCUGAAAGAAAUGGACAAAGAUCUGAACUCAGUGGUCAUCGCCGUGAAGCUACAGGGUUCAAAAAGGAUUCUUCGCUCCAAUGAGAUCAUCCUUCCAGCCAGUGGACUGGUGGAAACAGAGCUCCAACUAACCUUCUCCCUUCAGUACCCUCACUUCCUGAAGCGAGAUGCCAAUAAACUGCAGAUCAUGCUGCAAAGGAGAAAGCGUUACAAGAACCGGACUAUCUUGGGCUAUAAGACCCUGGCCGUGGGACUCAUCAACAUGGCAGAGGUGAUGCAGCACCCUAACGAGGGCGCCCUGGUCCUGGGCCUGCACAGCAACGUGAAGGACGUCUCCGUGCCUGUGGCAGAAAUAAAGAUCUACUCCCUGUCCAGCCAGCCCAUCGACCACGAAGGAAUCAAAUCCAAGCUGUCUGAUCGUUCUCCUGAUAUUGACAAUUACUCUGAGGAAGAGGAAGAGAGUUUCUCUUCAGAGCAGGAAGGCAGUGAUGACCCCCUGCAUGGACAGGACCUGUUCUAUGAAGACGAGGACCUGCGGAAAGUGAAGAAGACCCGGAGGAAACUCACCUCCACCUCCGCCAUCACCAGGCAACCGAACAUCAAACAGAAGUUCGUGGCCCUCUUGAAGCGGUUUAAAGUUUCAGAUGAGGUGGGCUUUGGGCUGGAGCACGUAUCCCGGGAGCAGAUUCGCGAGGUGGAGGAGGACUUGGAUGAACUGUACGAUAGUCUGGAGAUGUACAACCCCAGCGACAGCGGCCCUGAAAUGGAGGAGACAGAGAGCAUCCUGAGCACUCCAAAGCCCAAGCUUAAGCCCUUCUUCGAGGGGAUGUCGCAGUCCAGCUCACAGACGGAGAUCGGCAGCCUCAACAGCAAGGGCAGCCUCGGCAAAGACACCACCAGCCCUAUGGAAUUGGCUGCUCUAGAAAAAGUCAAAUCUGCGUGGAUUAAAAAUCCAGAUGACAGCUUGGCUGAAACGGACACCCUGGAGAUCACUGACCAGGACACGUUCGGAGACGGGAGUACAAGUCUGAUUGUGCCAGAAAAAGUCAAAACUCCCAUGAAGUCCAGCAAAACAGAUCUCCAAGGCUCCGCCUCGCCCAGCAAAGUGGAAGGGGGGCACACGCCCCGGCAGAAGAGGAGCACACCCCUGAGGGAGCGGCAGCUCUCCAAGCCCCUGAGCGAGAGGACCAACAGCUCCGACAGCGAGCGCUCCCCGGACCUGGGCCACAGCACGCAGAUUCCAAGAAAGGUGGUGUACGACCAGCUGAACCAGAUCCUGGUGUCAGACGCAGCCCUCCCAGAAAACGUCAUCCUUGUGAACACCACUGAUUGGCAGGGCCAGUAUGUGGCGGAGCUGCUCCAGGACCAGCGGAAGCCUGUCGUGUGCACCUGCUCCACCGUGGAGGUCCAGGCCGUGCUGUCUGCCCUGCUCACCCGCAUCCAGCGCUACUGCAACUGCAACUCCUCCAUGCCGCGGCCGGUGAAGGUGGCCGCGCUGGGCAGCCAGACCUACCUGAGCUCCAUCCUCCGCUUCUUCGUCAAGUCACUGGCCAACAAGACCUCCGACUGGCUUGGCUACAUGCGCUUUCUCAUCAUCCCCCUCGGUUCUCACCCUGUGGCCAAGUACUUGGGCUCAGUGGACAGUAGAUAUAGCAGCACCUUCCUUGAUUCUGGCUGGAGAGACCUGUUCAGUCGCUCGGAGCCCCCGGUGUCAGAGCAACUGGACGUAGUGGGGCGGGUGAUGCAGUACAUCAACGGCGCAGGUGUGACUCACCAGCUUCCUGUGGCGGAAGCCAUGCUGACCUGCAGGCAUAAGUUCCCUGAUGAAGACUCGUAUCAGAAGUUUAUCCCCUUCAUUGGCGUGGUGAAGGUGGGGCUGGUGGAAGACUCUCCUGCCACAGGCGAUGGCGACGACGCCCCCAUGGUCAGCCUCACGGUGCCCUCCACAUCCCCGCCCUCCAGCUCAGGCCUGAGCCGAGAUGCCACGGCCACCCCUCCGUCCUCCCCGUCCAUGAGCAGUGCCCUCGCUGUGGUGGGGAGCCCCAGCAGUCCGUACGGGGACGUGAUUGGCCUCCAGGUGGACUACUGGCUCGGCCACCCUGGGGAGCGGAGGAGGGAAGGUGACAAGAGAGAUGCCAGCUCCAAGAACACCCUCAAGAGUGUCUUCCGCUCAGUGCAGGUUUCCCGCCUGCCCCAUGGCGGGGAGGCCCAGCUCUCCGGCACCAUGGCCAUGACCGUGGUCACCAAAGAGAAGAACAAGAAAGUUCCCACCAUCUUCCUGAGCAAGAAGCCUCGAGAAAAGGAGGUAGACUCCAAGAGCCAGGUCAUUGAAGGCAUCAGCCGCCUCAUUUGCUCUGCCAAGCAGCAGCAGACCAUGCUGCGAGUGUCCAUUGACGGAGUCGAGUGGAGCGACAUCAAGUUCUUCCAGCUGGCGGCGCAGUGGCCCACUCAUGUCAAGCACUUUCCAGUGGGACUGUUCAGUGGCAGCAAGACCACCUGA
Pipistrellus nathusii (Nathusius's pipistrelle) is the source of this 2874-nucleotide messenger RNA. The record is from the annotation of a GenBank genome assembly. Lineage: Eukaryota; Metazoa; Chordata; Mammalia; Chiroptera; Vespertilionidae.